GGGUCAUUUCUUAAUAUGUAUCCUGACCACACCGUAACGGCAACUACUUCUACUGCUAGUCUACUGCGGUUUCGAAAGUCACAAUUAGAGAGGGCAAAAAAAAAAAAAAAAAAAAGCGGCAUAGACAAUGGCGUUAGCGGGUCUUUACAGAAGAAUUCUUCCCUCUCCUCCUGCAAUCGAGUUCCCUUCUCCGGAAGGAAAGCAACUGUUCACGGAAGCUUUAGCAGGAGGAACUGCGGAAGGAUUUUUCAAACUGAUAUCAUACUACCAAACGCAAUCGGAGCCUGCGUAUUGCGGACUUGCCACCCUCGCCAUGGGCCUUGGAGAUGGUUCGAUGAUUCGAUGUUAGAUUGCUGCGAGCCUCUGGAGAAAAUCAAGAGUCAAGGCGUCACUUUUGGGAAAGUCGCUUGUUUGGCUGUUUGCAAUGGUGCUCAAGUUGAACCUUUCAGGACCGAUCAAUCUAGUCUUGACGACUUUCGGAAACGCGUGAUUUCGUGUACUUCUUCCGAGGAUUGCCAUUUGAUUGUCUCAUAUAACAGAGCAGUUUUCAAGCAGACAGGAACCGGUCAUUUUUCGCCAAUAGGGGGUUACCAUGCCGGAAAGGAUAUGGUUCUGAUUUUGGAUGUUGCUAGAUUCAAAUAUCCUCCUCAUUGGGUUCCUCUUUCGCUUCUUUGGGACGCUAUGAAUACUAUCGACAAAGACACCGGACAUCACAGAGGGUUCAUGGUUAUUUCAAGGCUUCAGAAAGCAACAUCUGUUCUUUACACUGUGAGCUGUAGACAUGAGGGUUGGAACGCAGUUGCUAAGUACUUGACAGAAGAUGUUCCCCUUCUGUUCACUUCCAAGAAUCUAAAUGAUGUUGAUGAUGUAUUAUGUGUUGUAUUUAGAUUAGCACCUUCCAAUUUGCGAGAUUUUAUCCAGUGGGUUGCAGAGGUUCGGAGACAGGAUGAUGGCGGUACCGUAUUGAGUGAAGAGGAGAAAGGAAGGCUUGCACUCAAGGAAGAAGUAUUAAAACAAAUACGAGAGACUGAACUAUUCAAACAUGUGACGAGAUAUUUGGCAUUUGAGAGCUCGUUGUGUAAAAAUUUGGCACCUUCAGGUUACAAAGAUGGGUUAGCUGACAUUGCUGCAAAUGUUUGUUGUCAAGGAGCAAAACUUCUAACUGGGAAAAUCAGGUCAGCAAAUGGAUUGUGUUGUAAAGAUAUGAUUGUAAAACUUCUAAAAGCUGAGAGUAAGGAAGCUGUCACAGUGGUUUCAGGCACAGUAAUCACUGAUGGCACUGAACAAAUGGUUGAUAUGCUGAUCCCAUCAUCUCAAACAGAGCCCAGUUGUUUUUGUGAUUUUGACCAAAAUAGUUGUUGUGGUAUACAUCCAUCAAUAGGGGAUGGUCUGACGGUACUUCUUUUCUCCCUGCCUCAAGAUACCUGGCUGGGCCUUAAAGAGGAGAAGCUACAGGCAGAGAUGAAGGGCCUUACAUCCGUUGACAGUCUGCCAACUUUGCUCCAAGAGGAGGUAAUGUCUGGUUCCUUUUUUUUAAUGAAAUUCUUAGUAUUUCCUUUUAGGCAUAGACUUUAUCGGUUUUUCUUUAAUCAUUUUCCAAUGGAGUUAAUUACAUUUUGGUAUCUCAACUUUGAGAAAAUAUACAAAUUGAUACCUAAAGAUAUAAAAUAUACCAGUUGCACCUAAACUUUCAAAUUAUGUAUCAUGUUAAUCUAAAUUCUAAUAUCGCAAAUCAUAUUAGCUUGUAUAUGUGAUGUUUGACAAAUAUGAUCAAGUUAUGUGUUCAUCACAUAUAUUAUCAAUAUUUUUCAAUAUAAAUUAAAAAUAUAUUUUUUAUCUGAACCAUAAAAAUAUUUGUUAAGGAUUGGUCAAUUAUUGUUUGUCACAUGACAUUCACAUAAUAUCUACGGAGAUUUUACAAAAUAUUUAACACUUCUUUUUUACAAAUGAUAAGCAUAUAACAAAAUUAUAUUGAUUAGAUAUCAUAUAAGCACGUUAACAGUAUUAGAAUUUGGAUUAAAAUGAUAUAUUAGAAUUUGUCCAUCUUAGGGGGUCAAAUAAGAGACAUCAAAGUUAUGAACCACGUACUAAGUGGUGGAACUUGAAAGGGGACAAAAUGACAGCGUUUAGGGAUAGAUUAGUAAAAGAAUUUGAUUAGAAUACCAAUGAGGAUGUAGAAGUAAUGUGGGAAAAUGUUGCAGUUGAAAUUUAAAGGGUUGCUAAAAAGACACUUGGGGAAUCUAAGGGUAAGGCACAUUAGGAAAAGAAUUUUGGUGGUGGAACGAGGAUGUGAAAAAGGCAAUUAAAGCUAGGGGGGAGUGUUAUAAAAAUUUAUGAAAUAAUAGGGUUGAGUAGAGUUAUUGGAAGUAUAAGACAACAAAAAAACAAACCAAGAAGGUUAUUCAAGACUCAAAGAGUAAGAUCCAUGAGGUGUUAUAUAGAAAACUAGAGACAAGAGUUGGAGAAAAUGCAUUGUUCAAAAUUGCUAAGAAAAGGGAUAAGAAGAGUAGAGAUCUUAAUUGCAUUAGAUGCAUCAAAGGCAAGGACAGAGGAGUUUUAGUGAAGGAUGAGGAGAUUAAAAGAAGAUGGAGAGAUUAUUUUAAUAAUCUCUUUAAUAACAGUUUUAAGCAUGAUAUAGGUGGGUUGUACAUACCUUCACAGAAUGUAAAUUGUGUGUUUAAGCGUAAUAUUAAAAGCUAUGAAGUUAAAAAGGCUUUGAGAAUGAUGAGAGUAAAGAAAGCUGUAGGACCCGAUGAUAUCUUGAUCGAAGUCUGAAAAUGCUUGGGUGAAAUGGGGAUAAGAUGGUUGACGGAUCUUUUCAACAAAAUUUGGCAUACCCAAAAGAUGCCAAAAGAAUAAAAAAAGAGCACUCUUGUGCCUUUUUACAAAAUAAAGGUGAUGUACAAUAUUGUGUGAACUAUCGAGGAAUAAAACUUACAAGUCAGACUAUUUGGAAUAGAGUAAUUGAAUUUAGGUUAUGAUGUGAGAUCAUUAAUUUCGAAAACUAAUUUGAGUUUAUGCGAGGAUGUUCUACAAUAGAGGCGAUCUACCUUUUGAGGAUUUUAUUAGAGGGUUUUUGGGUGAGAAAUAAAGAUCUACAUAUGGUAUUUAUCAACUUGGAGAGCGUAUACGAUAGAGUUUCUCGAGAAGUGCUUUGGUAGGCCUUAAUGAAAAAAAGAGUACCUUUAAAGUACAUCAACAUAGUUAAAAUGUGAGAAUGGUUGGGGGCAUGACAGAUGGCUUUCUUAUUACCUCAGGAUUACAUUAAGGCCCAGCAUUAAGUCCUUUUCUUUUUGCAUUAGUUAUGGAUGAACUCAUAUCACAUAUUCAAGAUAAAGUGUCAUGCUGUAUGUUGUUUCUCAAUGAUAUAAUCUUAGUUGCUGAAACUUGUGAUGCCCUUAAUACGAAAUUAGAAUUAUGGAGUACAUUGGAGUCUCAAGGUUUUAAAUUAGGUAGAUCUAAAAUUGAAUAUAUGGAAUGCAAAUUUAAUAGUCACAAAGAAGUAAGUAUUAGUGUGAUUAAGUUAGAUGGUGAGGGAGUAUUAAAGAGUAGCCAGUUUUGAUAUUUGGAAUCAAUUAUUCAGAGUGAUACUGAAAUAGAAGCAGAUGUCAAACAUAGGAUUUAAGCAUGAUGGGUGAAGUGACAAAGUGCUUUGGUUUGUGUGAUCGCAACUUGCCUUUAAAGUUAAAAGCGAAAUUGUAUAAAACAACUAUAAGGCUUACAUUAUUAUAUGAAACUGAGUGUUGGGCUGUUAAGAAACAACAUGAAAAGAAAAUGAACAUAGCAGGGAUGAGGAUGCUUAGAUGGACGUGUGGUAAGAUUAGAAGAGAUAAAAUCAUAAAUGAAUAGAUUCAAAGAAAAAUUAAGGGUUAGUUCGAAUUGAAGAAAAGAUGAGAUAAGUUGGUUUGCAAUGGUUUGAACAUGUGAAACGUAGGCCUAGCUGACACCCGUUAAGAGAAUUGAGUCUUUAGAUCUAGCAAAACAUCUAAAGGUAGAUCACGAAAGAUAUAGAUGUAAGUAAUAAAGAACGAUAUGAGGGUUAAAAAAUUAGAUGAAAAGGUGAUUGUUGAUAGAAAUGAGUGGUGCAAGAAGAUUCAAAUUAUAACCUAACUUGAUUCUCUUAUUUGGUUUUUUAUAUGGUCGAUCUCGGAGUAUGAGAUAUAAGGCUUAGUGUGUUGUUGUAUUAUUUGAAAGUUUAUGGUGCAAAUUGUGCAUUUUAUUUCUUUAAAUGUCAAUUUGUAUGUUUUCUCAAAGUUCAACACCAAAAGUGUAAUUAACUCUUUUUCAAUGAC
Messenger RNA from Durio zibethinus, 4292 nucleotides. The record is from RefSeq and is a predicted model, not a curated record. Lineage: Eukaryota; Viridiplantae; Streptophyta; Magnoliopsida; Malvales; Malvaceae.